Molecule: messenger RNA, 2799 nt
Organism: Parasteatoda tepidariorum (common house spider)
Lineage: Eukaryota; Metazoa; Arthropoda; Arachnida; Araneae; Theridiidae
Biological process (GO): regulation of transcription by RNA polymerase II
Molecular function (GO): RNA polymerase II cis-regulatory region sequence-specific DNA binding; DNA-binding transcription factor activity, RNA polymerase II-specific
Source: RefSeq, a predicted model, not a curated record
UGAAAUCAAUUUUGAAAAUUUCUUGUUAAUAAUAGUUAUUAUCAUGUUAAUAUAAAGUAAAAAUAAUUUAAUUUGGUUUUGUAUUUUGGUAUGUUUGACAAAAGUUAUGUUGGUUGUAAGAAUAAAAAAUGUUUACACCUCAAUAUAAUUGAAAUUAAUACUUUCACAGAUGCACCCAUUAAAAAAUCAUACGCCUGCUGUAUGGUGAUCAUAUUUUUACAGUAUUAUAUUUUACUUAAUUAAAAAUUAAGUCAAAGUAAGUGACUUGAUACAGCAAGUUCUUUUUUGUAUCAUAUGGCCUAAUUUAAAGGCCUAAUUUACUCAAAAUAAGUAACAUCCUGUAAGUAAACCAUAUUCUUGUAACAAGAGGUUUUUAGUAAAAAUUCCUACUAAACACUGUGAAAUUCAAACUGGUGAGAAUACUUUUUCUUGUAGUAUAUGUAAUAAGAUAUUUUCAAUGAAUGAUUAUGAAACAACACAGUUGAGUUCAUACUGGGGAAAAACCUUAUUCUUGUACUAUAUGUAAUAAGAGUUUUUCAGAGAAAAGAAAUAUGACUGAGCAUAGUUGUGCUAAUACUGGUGAAAAACUUUAUUUUUGUAGUAUAUGUAAUAAGUGUUUUUCAUUAAAAAGUAAUUUGACCAUUCACAGUCGUGUUCAUACUGGGGAGAAACCUUAUUCUUGUAGUAUAUGUAAUAAGAGUUUUUCACAAAAUUUUCUUCUCACUAUACACUAUCGUGUUCAUACAGGUGAGAAGCCUUAUUCUUGUAGUAUAUGUAAUAAGAGUUUUUCACAAAAAGGUAAUCUGACACGAAACAAUCUUAUUCAUAUUAGUGAGAAGCCUUAUUCUUGUAGUAUAUGUAAUAAGAGUUUUUCACAAGAAAGUAGUUUGAAGAAACGCAGCCUUGUUCAUACUGGUGAGAAACUUUAUUCUUGUAGUUUAUGUAAUAAGAGUUUUUCACUAAAAAGUAAUCUGAAAGAACACAAUCCUGUUCAAACUGGCGAUAAGCCUUUUUCUUGUAGUAUAUGUAAUAAAAGUUUUUCACUAAAAGAUAGUCUGAACAGACACAGCCGUGUUCAUACUGGUGAGAAGCCUUAUUCUUGCAGCUUAUGUAAUAAAAGUUUUUCAUCAAAAAGUUGUCUAGAAAAACACUAUCGUGUUCAUACUGGUGAGAAGCCUUAUUCUUGUGGUAUAUGUAAUAAGAGUUUUUCACUGAAAGUUAGUCUGAAUCGACACAGUCGUGUUCAUACUGGUGAGAAGCCUUAUUCUUGCAGUUUAUGUAAUAAAAGUUUUUCAUUGAAAAGUUAUCUGAGAAAACACUGUCAUCUUCAUACUGGUGAGAAGCCUUAUUCUUGUAGCAUGUGUGAUAAAAGUUUUUCAUUGAAAAGUUAUCUGAGAAAACACUGUCGUCUUCAUACUGGUGAGAAGCCUUAUUCUUGUAGUAUAUGUAAUAGGAGUUUUUCACUGAAAGUUAGUCUGAAGAGACACAGCCGUGUUCAUACUGGUGAGAAGCCUUAUUCUUGCAGUAUAUGUUAUAAGAGUUUUUCACGAAAACUGACUCUGAAGCAACACAGUCGUGUUCAUACUGGUGAGAAGCCUUAUUCUUGUAGUCUAUGUAAUAGGAGUUUUUCACUGAAAAUUAGUCUGAAGAGACACAGCCGUGUUCAUACUGGUGAGAAGCCUUAUUCUUGCAUUUUAUGUCAUAAGAGUUUUCACAAAUACUGACUCUGAAUCAACACAAGCGUAUUCAUACUGGAGAGAAACCUUAUUCUUAGUUGGUUUAUGAAACAUAUUUAUCACGUUUGAAUGUUUUUAUCCCUAUAUUCGACCAAAUAUUAAGUUUUUUUAAUUAAGUUUUCUUCUAAUUCCAAGAACUAUUUAACGAAAAAAUAAUAUGUAAUAACGAGGUAAUAUGCAAAUGAUUUUAAUUUGUCAUUUUGAAAUAGCUGCACAGUUCAUUAAAAAAAGAAAAAAAUUUGUCAUGAGGUCUUUAUAUAUAAGUGUGUAAUAUUAAUUUGUAGUUCUUUUCUUUUAGUGGUUCAGCACAUUUUCAAUAUCUUGUUAUAAAUAUGUCUAUUUUUUUAUAAAUGGUUAAAAUAAAAUGCACUUUAUUUAAUUUUUUACUUAUACUGUGUAUUAUAACAUAGUGGAUGAAGAAAUUAAGUUUAAAAUAUUUGUCAAAGAUAUUUUUUAAAAAUUACUAUUUUUAGUGCAAUUUCCAUAUCUUGUACAAAAUAUAUUUCUAUUUCUUGUUUAUAGACAAUUAAAAUAAAAUGCACUUACUUUAAAAUUGCAUUUGCAAGUUUUUUAAUUAAAUUUUAUAAAUUUGUAAAGGAAACUCUUUAAAAUUUAUUUCAUUUUAUUUAAGAAUUUUUUUAAGCUAUUAUAAUUAUGUUUAUGUGAAUUGAAUUAUUGUCACAUUUUAUGUAAAGUAAAAAUGUUCCUAAUGUUGAAUAAUCUAUUUUUUGUUGUGUGUGUGUAAUAAAAUAUUUUUACAAAAUAGAUAGCCUUCUGAUUGCUCAUACUCAUGUUUAUUAAGGUGUGAUUUACUAUUGUACAUUAUACAACGUAUGAAAAGUUGAUUUCCUAACAUUGAAUAAUCUAACUUUUGCAUGGUGCGAAAUGAUAUUGUACUUUUUGUCAAAUGAAAUUACUCAGCACUUUAAAAAGUUGAAUUUAUCAGGGAUGAGAUUUUUCCGCUUUUAAACGGAUUUCCGCCUUUUUCGCUUUUGUCUCUCGAAUUUCAGCCUUUUUAUCAAAAACUCCGAUUCUCUAAAAAAAAAAUUUUUUUUAAUUAAUA